GUCGUGGAGUCCCCGUCGACGGCGCAUCAGAGGUGCUUUGGGGCGGAGCGGCGCAGCCGCGUCGCCUUCGACAAGGUGCGAGCGGCGGCAGACGUUGUCGCCAGCUGUGAGCACGAAGCUGCGGUCGCCCUCAAGCGAUUCAACGAGGAGAGAGGCGCGCUGCCGUCCACGGCAG
This is a messenger RNA of Prorocentrum cordatum, 175 nucleotides long. The record is from the annotation of a GenBank genome assembly. NCBI's taxonomy places the organism in Eukaryota, Dinophyceae, Prorocentrales, Prorocentraceae.